Messenger RNA from Plutella xylostella (diamondback moth), 1299 nucleotides. RefSeq names its product electron transfer flavoprotein subunit alpha wal (gene wal). Gene Ontology annotation, molecular function: flavin adenine dinucleotide binding; electron transfer activity. Gene Ontology annotation, biological process: fatty acid beta-oxidation using acyl-CoA dehydrogenase. NCBI's taxonomy places the organism in Eukaryota, Metazoa, Arthropoda, Insecta, Lepidoptera, Plutellidae. Gene Ontology annotation, cellular component: mitochondrion. The record is from RefSeq and is a predicted model, not a curated record.
CAAAAUAAGUUUUAAAAAAGUGAUAUUGUUUAUGGUUAGUCGUAGUUGGUUGGACUUUGUAUUGUAACCUCAAGAAAAAUUUCAUAAUUCCAAUUUUGAAUUGAACUUUACUAUUUAAAAUGUUUACGCCGACAAGCAGGCAUUUGUUAUUUUCAACUCAGCUUCGUCGACUGCAAAGCACUUUGGUCAUCGCUGAGCACAACAAUGAAGUUCUAUCGCCAGUCACGCAGAAUGCUUUGACCGCCGCAAAGAAGAUCGGAGGCGACGUCUCGGUCCUUGUAGUGGGGACCAAAUGUGGACCAGCGGCUGAGUCAAUUGCAAAGGCCAGUGGUGUUUCAAAGGUCUUGGUGGCUGAAAGUGAUGACUUCAAGGGUUUCACUGCUGAGUCCCUGACCCCGCUUAUUCUGGCGACCCAGAAGCAGUUCAAAUUCACUCACAUUGUAGCACCUGCUACUGCUAUUGGUAAAUCUGUUUUACCGCGAGUAGCUGCCAAGCUUGAUGUCUCCCCCAUCACCGACAUCAUUGGUGUCAAGGAUGCCAACACCUUCAUCAGGACUAUUUAUGCAGGUAAUGCUAUCAUGACCUUGGAAGCCAAGGACCCAAUCAAGGUGAUCACGGUCCGUGGCACAGCCUUCCCCCCAGAGCCCCUGGAGGGAGGCUCCGCGGCUGUGGAGAAGGCUCCGGAAGGUUCCUACAAGUCUGACCUCGUGGAGUUUGUCUCCCAGGAGCUGUCCAAGUCUGACAGACCUGAGCUCACCAGUGCCAAGAAUAUUGUCUCUGGAGGUCGUGGUCUGAAGUCCGGAGACAACUUCAAGCUGCUGUAUGAUCUAGCUGACAAGCUCAACGCUGCCGUGGGAGCCUCCCGCGCCGCUGUGGACGCUGGCUUCGUGCCCAACGACCUGCAGAUUGGACAGACCGGCAAAAUUGUUGCUCCGGAUCUAUACAUAGCCGUGGGCAUCAGUGGGGCCAUCCAGCAUCUUGCUGGUAUGAAAGACUCCAAGACCAUUGUUGCUAUUAACAAGGACCCUGAAGCACCUAUUUUCCAGGUGGCUGACCACGGUUUAGUAGCUGACUUGUUCAAGGCGGUCCCAGAACUGACUUCCAAGCUUCCCUAAACAAACAUCAUCAGGUGUUCAUUAGUAAAGACCAAUUUAUAUUCAAUAACCGCGGAAGUUUAUGAAAUCAUGAAAUCAGAUUGAUUGUAAGAGAUCAAGUGUAAAUCAUAUUUUAGUAUAGGCAUAAUAUCUUUUGUUUUUUCUGUAAUCGUUAUUGAAAAAUAAAAUAUAUAUUUAUAAAGUA